AUGGGUAGAGAGGACAUAGUUCCAGGACCUAAGGUGACUGAUAAGAGAGCCAUCAUCUUCGUUAUCAUUUUAUUCCUUUUGUGCCUGGUAGCAGUGGUGGGUAACGGUUUAAUCACUGCAGCACUAGGCAUGGGGUGGUGGCUGCAGAGAACGUUGUCACCCUGCAAUAGGUUAUUGGUCAGCCUGGCCUCUUGCUUCUGUCAGCAAUGGGUGGUGAUAAGUAAGAACAUGUAUAUUUUCCUGUAUCCAAUGGCCUUCCCACACAACCUUGUAUUACAGUCCCCAGCCAUUCAGGGGGACUUCUUGAAUGCUGUCACGUUAUGGUUCUCCACCUGGCUCAGUGUCUUCCACUGCAUGAAAAUUGCAACAUUCACCCACCCUGCCUUCCUCUGGCUAAGGAGCAUGGUGUCUGGGUUUGUCGCUUGGAUGCUGCUCAGCUCUGUGUGGUUCUCCAGCAUCAGCACCAGCACCAUUCUAUUUUUCAUAGGCAACCAGAGAAUAUACCAGAACUAUUUAAGGAAAGGUCUGCAAUCUUGGAAUGUCACUGGGAAUACUCUGAGGAGAACAUAUGAGAGAUUGUACUUCUUCCCUCUGAAAAUUGUUACCUGGACAGUCCCUACAGUUGUCUUCAUCACUGACAUGGUUUUGCUCAUUACAUCUCUGGGAAGACACACCAAGAAGGUCUUCCUGUCCAUCUCAGGUUUUCCUGAUCCCUGUGCCCAGGCACACGUCAAGGCUCUCCUGGCUCUCAUCUCCUCUGCCAUCCUUUUCAUUCCCUAUUUUCUGUCACUGGUACUCAAUGCUGCAGGCAUGUUUCCACUCCAGGAAUUCAGAUGCUGGGUAUGGCAGACUCUGAUUUAUCUGUGCAUGGCAGUCUACCCCAUCAUCCUACUCCUGAGUAACCGCAGGCUGAGAGCUGUGCUGAAGAGGUGCUGCUCCUCAAGGUGUGGGGCAUCUUGA
Messenger RNA from Vicugna pacos (alpaca), 960 nucleotides. RefSeq names its product taste 2 receptor member 60 (gene TAS2R60). Gene Ontology annotation, biological process: G protein-coupled receptor signaling pathway; sensory perception of taste. The record is from RefSeq and is a predicted model, not a curated record. Gene Ontology annotation, molecular function: bitter taste receptor activity; G protein-coupled receptor activity. NCBI's taxonomy places the organism in Eukaryota, Metazoa, Chordata, Mammalia, Artiodactyla, Camelidae. Gene Ontology annotation, cellular component: membrane.